This is a messenger RNA of Oncorhynchus masou masou (cherry salmon), 2543 nucleotides long. Its product is annotated as H/ACA ribonucleoprotein complex non-core subunit NAF1-like. Gene Ontology annotation, molecular function: RNA binding. Lineage: Eukaryota; Metazoa; Chordata; Actinopteri; Salmoniformes; Salmonidae. The transcript has 8 exons. Bases 165 to 1556 code for a protein of 463 amino acids. The record is from RefSeq and is a predicted model, not a curated record. Gene Ontology annotation, biological process: ribosome biogenesis; box H/ACA snoRNP assembly; pseudouridine synthesis. Gene Ontology annotation, cellular component: sno(s)RNA-containing ribonucleoprotein complex.
AAGUUCCACAACCCGGAAGACAACAAGACCACGUUGUUUCCGAAUCAAAACGUGUUGCGAACAGCAGAGUAACGUUACUGAGAGUAGCAGAGAGCAGACUGCAGAGAGAACAGCUUUGUAGCCUUAACUACUCGAACGUGUGAUAGUCUCUACCCAGCAACGGGAUGGAGGCCCAGCCAGAGGAGGCGGCUUUGGUACCGGAGGUUCUUCAGAGCUCAGCACACGGAGAGGAACUGGAACUGAACAACGGUACCAGCACCAAGCACCUGGAGGACGGAUGCACAGCUGAGACAGAACCUCAGGGACUGACCUCCGGGACCUCAGACAGCCGUUUACCGGGAGAGUUAACGGGAGGAGCAGAGGAGAUGGAGGUUACAGAGAAUCUCAGCUCUGUCUCGAGCUCCGAGCUGGGAGAUGGAACCACACACACACACCUUCCCCAGGACCUCUCCCAGGACCCCCACCAAUACCUCUCCCAGGACCUCUCCCAGGACCCCCACCAGGACCCCUCUCAGGACCCCCCCCAGGUACUGCUGAUGUUACAGGACGGUGUGUGUGUCAGGGACCAGCGGGACAGCAGCAGCUCCUCCUCAGACAGUGAUUCAGACUCCUCUUCCUCCGGUGUGACGCUGGCUGUUGUGUUAGGUCAGGCAGAUGAAGAUGAUGAUGACGACGAAGGCUUCAGUCGGGCAAGGAAACCCUGUUCCAUCAAAACCCUGGAUGAGAUCCUGCCUGAGGAGUUGCCUGCUGUCGAGGAGUUGACGGUUGUUCUACCAGAGGAGGCGGAGAUACUGCCCCUAGGAUCAGUCACCAGUAUCAUCCAACAGCUGGUGAUCAUUCAGUCAUUGAAGGACACGCCCCCUCUGAAGGACGACAGCGUCAUCUUCAACUCUGAUAGGCUGGCCGUGGGCAAGGUAUUUGAGGUGUUCGGGCCGGUCUCCAGUCCCUUCUAUGUGUUGAGGUUUAACUCAGAGAGUGACAUCGCAGAGAGAGGAGUGAAGCUGAAGGACUCCAUGUUCUACGCCCCGUCUCUCACCGACUACACCCUCUAUAUCCUCACUGAGCAGCUACGACGGUUGAAAGGCUCCGACGCCUCCUGGAAGAACGACCAGGAACCACCACCAGAGGCGUUAGACUUCAGUGAUGACGAGGCAGAACAGAAGAUGAAAAGGAAGAAGAAGAAGGGGAAUGUUCAGAAGAGUGAGAGAGAAAGAGGACAGAGAGCUGACCAACAACCAGAUAGAGAUUCCGUCACCAGACCACAGGUGUCCCAGAGGCCUUUGCAACAGAGUCGUCCACCCCGCCGUGACAACUGGGGUCCCCCACCCCGAUACGAAGGGGCUCCGUACUACACACACCAGCCCCACUACCCCUACCCUCCCCCCUACCAGCCCCAGUCCUUCCCCCUCUAUCCUCCCCCUCCUCCCCCCCACAUGUCCUUCCCCUGGUCCCCUCCCCCCUCUCACCCCUACCACAACCUCCCCUUCUCUCACCUCCCCCUCCUCCCCCACCGCCCACUGGCCCCUAUCCUCCUGAGUGAGGACACACACAACUAGUGACUGUACACCUCACUGACACUCAUCAGCGUUGUUUGACCAAAUCAACACAUUAAAGUAUAUUUUUACUGUCUGCAUUUCAUAUCUGUUUUAAUAGUUUCUGUUCUUAAAUCCCCGGUAGUAGAGACUAUUGUAGUGAUGAUGAUAACAGCUCUCUACAGUUUAAUUAACAAAUAUGACCCUGUUCUGGUCCAUAACCUCAUCAUGUACCCUCCUCUCAGAGCUGUUGGCUAUAUGACCCUGUUCUGGUCCAUAACCUCAUCAUGUACCCUCCUCUCUGAGCUGUUGGCUAUAUGACCCUGUUCUGGUCCAUAACCUCAUCAUGUACCCUCCUCUCAGAGCUGUUGGCUAUAUGACCCUGUUCUGGUCCAUAACCUCAUCAUGUACCCUCCUCUCAGAGCUGUUGGCUAUAUGACCCUGUUCUGGUCCAUAACCUCAUGUACCCACCUCUCAGAGCUGUUGGCUAUAUGACCCUGUUCUGAUACCCUCCUCUCUGUAUCUGAGAGCUGUUGGCUAUAUGACCCUGUUCUGGUCCAUAACCUCAUCAUGUACCCUCCUCUCAGAGCUGUUGGCUAUAUGACCCUGUUCUGGUCCAUAACCUCAUCAUGUACCCUCCUCUCUGAGCUGUUGGCUAUAUGACCCUGUUCUGGUCCAUAACCUCAUCAUGUACCCUCCUCUCAGAGCUGUUGGCUAUAUGACCCUGUUCUGGUCCAUAACCCCAUCAUGUACCCUCCUCUCAGAGCUGUUGGCUAUAUGACCCUGUUCUGGUCCAUAACCUCAUCAUGUACCCUCCUCUCAGAGCUGUUGGCUAUAUGACCCUGUUCUGGUCCAUAACCUCAUGUACCCUCCUCCUCUGAGGGCUAUAUUUGUAUGUAUUAUGGAUCCCCAUUAGUACCUGGUUAAAUAAAAAACGAAGUGGUGCAAAACUUGUUCACAGCUCAAUUCAGCAGGACUCUGGUGACAAAUAAAAUAAACUAUUCAAUUCUA